Molecule: messenger RNA, 1515 nt
Organism: Wickerhamiella sorbophila
Lineage: Eukaryota; Fungi; Ascomycota; Dipodascomycetes; Dipodascales; Trichomonascaceae
Product: Vacuolar protein sorting-associated protein 17
Exons: 1
Coding region: 1-1515 (504 amino acids)
Biological process (GO): intracellular protein transport; retrograde transport, endosome to Golgi
Cellular component (GO): retromer complex; endosome; retromer, tubulation complex
Molecular function (GO): phosphatidylinositol-3-phosphate binding
Source: RefSeq, a predicted model, not a curated record
AUGGACCCUCUAGCCGCGUUUGGGGACCUUGAGGACAACUCGCCCAAUGGUGCGAUUUGGGCGGCAGAAACGGCACCAGCUAGUUCUGGAGUCGCUUGGAACAAUCAUUCGUUGGAUCAGAGCUCGAGCUCUGGGGCCAAUGCUCAGGGGAAUACCGAUGUAAAAACUGUGGCCACCGGGGCGACCAAGGCAACCAGAGAAGGCGCGGGCGCCUCAAAACGAACACAAUACCGGUUUAAUAUCAAGGUAACGAACAUUGAGCUCAAUAAGAAUGACCCAAUUGUAUGGUUUGAUGUUUCGACCUCGUUACCGAGAUUCAGGGCCCGAGCAUUCAAGGAUGUUCGCCGGACUUAUAGUGAGCUAAGGCGAUUCGCCAAUCAUCUGGCUAAUGCGAAUCCCGAAUGCUUUUUGCCAUCUUUGCCACCUGCUCGAACCUCGUUCCCGCAGUCUAGUGAGGAGAAUCUCACCAGGCUGAAAGCGAACUUCCAACGGUGGUUCGAUCGAGUGACUAUGAGCCCUCUUUUGGCUCGCGAUGAGGAGUUUCUAUAUUUUGUCGAGUCCUCGUUCGGUUAUACACCAGUGGUCAAAGUCAGUGUGCCAUCUACAGGCCUGGCCCGCAAACUGAUCAAACAAAUGCAGCCGCCGGAGGACGAGGUGGAGGAGCUGCGAGAUUUCCGUCCAGUAGCCAAACUGGUUUAUCAAUAUGCUCAGGAGGGUGUCGUCAAAAUGAAAAAGGUGUCUAAGGCUCGAAGGGAGUUGGCAAGCAGCCUGCAAGAGUAUGGUGCGCAGCUUGAGAACUUCGGUAAUACGCCCUUUCAGCGAGAUCUUACACCACUCUGGGGCAAGUUAGGCAAAACGACUGUUUUGACUGGUGACAUGGAAGCCGUCAAAGCCACGAUGGGGGAUGCACUAUACGCAGAUGCCCUCGAGAUUGUAUCCCAUGAUGCGUAUAUUGUCAAAGAGACACUGACGAAUCGACACUUUGUGAUGAGGGAUCUACUAAAGGCACAGGCCCAAUCACGAACAAAGCAUCAAAAUGUAACCAAACUUAAAGGAGCAACUGCCAUUUCAGCGGCCAAAGUUGAAGAGGCUAUUUCGCAGUUGGAAGACGCCACUCAGCUCGAGAAACGAAUCACCAGCACAUGCCGUCGAAUCACCAACAAUCUUGUGGCCGAGAAAAAGCAAGUUCUUGUCCGCCUAGAGUCAGACAUCUUGAAUGCUGUCCAGGAAUAUGCAAUUCGGAUCAUUGAUGUCGAGCGAAGGCUGCUGAGUUCGUGGGAAUCAAUCAAACGCAACGUUCGCGCUGCCGAUCCAGAAGGAGGUCUCCAUAAACUCGGACGGGACCCCGGUAGUGUUCGUACGGCGCCAAUUGUACCAUCCCAGGCACGUGGUGGAGAUAGCUGGAGUGACCGCUCGACUCGGGCUAAGGACUCUCGCACAAAGACGACUGUUCGUAAUGAGGUCCUGGAUGCCAAGAUGGCUGCACAACUUCUUGCCGACCACGGAACGGGAUAA